Oxyura jamaicensis (ruddy duck) is the source of this 2506-nucleotide messenger RNA. It is a transcript of the gene SLC25A37, whose product is annotated as solute carrier family 25 member 37. Lineage: Eukaryota; Metazoa; Chordata; Aves; Anseriformes; Anatidae. Gene Ontology annotation, molecular function: ferrous iron transmembrane transporter activity. The coding region runs from base 1278 to 2078 and encodes 266 amino acids. The record is from RefSeq and is a predicted model, not a curated record. Gene Ontology annotation, biological process: iron import into the mitochondrion. Gene Ontology annotation, cellular component: mitochondrial membrane. The transcript has 3 exons.
GCUGCAGCUUUCAGUAUUGAUCGAGGACGGGCUGCUCGUGCGUUAACCUCAUGAUUAAAGCAAGCCAGUUUUGUAUUUCUGGGCUCAAACUGGACCCCACGGUGUUGCACAGCCAAACUGGUGGCUUCGGUGCAGUCUGUCUCCUAUAGAGCAGGUGUAGAGCUGAAAUGUGCAGAGUUGUAGGGAAUUAGAACUAAUUUAAGGUGCCCCAUCAAGAAGUCGCUGAUGCUGGGGCUGUAAUUACUGCAUGAAGGGGGCACAGGUCCGUGGCUGCCCCCUUAUCUCCUCCCUCUUAUCGGCUGUGCUCGUGCACUGGGCUGGCCUUAGCGGGGUGCCCGGUGGCAGCACACCACAGCACGCUUGUAGGAAGCCGAGAUCCGACCUCAGAAGGCAUCCUAUAAAACCUGAACAGCCUUAGGAUUGUGUUUGCAAAGCCUUUCCCCUACCAGAGCGUUCACGAUGGGCACUCACUGCUGUGAAUAUUUCUGGUCAAGGGAUGCCAUCAGCCUGCGGAAGCUUGAAGCAAACUCAAGCAAGUAAAUUUUUUAUUCCACGGUGCAUCAUUAAGUGAUGGGAAUGGGUUUUAAAAUAUAUUUUUGGAUGCCCCAAGCUUGGCUGUCUUCAAAACUUGGUGCAAAGCUCCCAGCCCAGGGUGCUGGUGGCUGCAGGGGACCCUGAAAUGUGGGGAUGAUGUGCCCUAGGUUGUCUCAGGGCUCUCCGUGCUGGGGACAAAUAGUCCCCAAGGGUCUUCCUGGCACCCAACCUUUUUAGCUUGCCCUUCUAGGAAACUUGUUUCCCAGUCGGCUGCACUCACCCUGCUCGCUGGGUAUCGAAAGCAGAGCGACUGCAGGAGGAACAAGCUGGGGCAGAGCCGGGAGUGUUGCAAGCAGGAGGCAAUUAGAGCCCUAACUGUGUUUCUUCACCUCGGCUUUUGAACAAUUGCCCUUAAUUCCCCGUGCAUAAACAGGAGCAGAGGUUACGCUUCCCUCCACGGGCAGGCUCCUUCUGGUGUUGCAAUGGGACCGUGGGCUUCUUGGGGCUGAUUUAGCAGGAGAAAUGUGGGUAAAUGGUGCUUGGGCACGGGUUCAAUAUUUUUUUCUUUUUUUGGGGGGGCUUUCUGCAGCUUUGGUGGGGCUUGGGCUCCAGCUCAAUCAUUUAUUAAUUAUUGACUCAUCUCAUUGUGCUGGAUCUUGAGCUUAAAUCUGGGGUUUAUGGGUGUUGCCUUGAGGGCAGGUAAUUGAAGCCUCUCCCCUGGCUGUGCUCCAUUGCAGACGAGGAUGCAGAGCCUGCAGCCGGACCCCAAAGCCCAGUACAGGAGCGUGUACGAAGCCCUGAAGAAGAUUGUCCUGACGGAAGGCUUCUGGAGGCCUUUACGUGGCAUCAACGUCACCAUGCUGGGGGCUGGCCCUGCCCACGCCAUGUACUUUGCCUGCUACGAAAAAAUCAAGAAGAGUCUCAGCGACACCAUCCAGCACGGAGGAAACAGCCACUUGGCCAAUGGCAUAGCUGGGAGCGUGGCCACCUUGCUGCAUGAUGCAGUGAUGAACCCAGCUGAAGUGGUGAAGCAGCGGAUGCAGAUGUUUAACUCCCCCUACAAGUCCGUCCUGCAGUGCGUGAGGACAGUGCGGCGCACCGAGGGCUUGGGCGCCUUCUACCGCAGCUACACCACGCAGCUCACCAUGAACGUCCCCUUCCAGGCCAUUCACUUCAUCACCUACGAGUUCAUGCAGGAGCAGGUGAACCCCCGCAGGGAGUACAACCCCCUGUCCCACGUCUUCGCCGGCGGCGUCGCGGGGGCCGUGGCCGCCGCCGCCACCACCCCUCUGGACGUCUGCAAGACUUUGCUCAACACUCAAGAAAACACGGCCCUGAGCUCGCUGAACAUCAGCGGGCACCUCUCGGGCAUGGUGAAUGCCUUCAGGACUGUCUACCAGCUGGGGGGCGUCGCGGGGUACUUCCGAGGGGUGCAGGCCCGAGUCAUCUACCAGAUCCCUUCAACGGCCAUCGCCUGGUCGGUGUAUGAGUUCUUCAAGUACUUCCUCACAAAGCACAAGCUGGAGAAAAGGACAUCCUUUUGAAGGAAGGACACGGAGUGAAUUCAAGGCUCGGUGUCCCUUCCGUGUGUGCGAGCCACCGGCGUCAGGUCCCUGCUAAAAACGGGCCGGGGUCCUGGUGGGGGCACACAGCUGAUGUCUGCUUUCCCCCUCCAUGGGGGGAAGGAGGGUUUAAAAUGCUCCUCAGCCACCCGUUCACCUCAUUGCUUAAAGGAUGAAAUAGUUUAUAAAGACUUAUAAUAAUAUAUAUAUUUAAUAACUUUAUUUUGGAGAAGCGAAAUUGUUAACUGGUAUUUUUUUUUCCCUGGAUAAGUUUGAAUAUGUAGUUUACUCCUCACCAUAAGCCUAGGUUAUGAAACCUAGGCCGUUUUUUUACGGUGAAGAAGCAAAAUAUCCUCUGGUAGAACUUUUUAUAUGAAUAUAAAAUAGAUGGAUAAUGUUUAUCCUUUAUU